GAGCGGAACCCGCCUUUGGCCGAGGCGCUGCUGAGCGGAGACCUGGAGAAAUUCACCAGGGUGUUGCUGGAGCAGCAGCAGGACCGAGCCCGGCGGGAGCAGGAGAGGAUCCGGCUCUAUUCAGCUGACCCUUUUGAUCUUGAGGCACAGGCCAAGAUAGAAGAAGACAUAAGGCAACAAAACAUUGAAGAAAAUAUGACGAUAGCAAUGGAAGAGGCUCCUGAGAGCUUUGGGCAGGUGGUGAUGUUGUACAUUAACUGCAAAGUCAACGGACAUCCAGUGAAAGCCUUUGUUGACUCAGGUGCCCAGAUGACCAUCAUGAGCCAAGCUUGUGCUGAAAGGUGCAACAUCAUGAGGCUGGUAGAUCGACGAUGGGCUGGCAUUGCUAAAGGUGUAGGGACACAGAAAAUCAUUGGCAGAGUGCACUUAGCUCAGGUCCAGAUUGAAGGGGAUUUCCUGGCAUGUUCCUUCUCAAUCCUUGAAGAGCAGCCCAUGGACAUGCUUCUAGGACUGGAUAUGCUUAAGAGGCAUCAGUGCUCCAUUGAUCUCAAGAAGAAUGUACUGGUGAUUGGCACGACGGGCUCACAGACCACGUUCCUCCCAGAGGGCGAGCUCCCGGAGUGCGCCCGGCUGGCGUAUGGGGCUGGGCGGGAGGACAUGCGGCCGGAGGAGAUUGCAGACCAGGAACUAGCAGAAGCAAUACAGAAAUCCGUAGAGGAAGCAG
Nestor notabilis (Kea) is the source of this 724-nucleotide messenger RNA. RefSeq names its product DNA-damage inducible 1 homolog 2 (S. cerevisiae) (gene DDI2). Gene Ontology annotation, molecular function: aspartic-type endopeptidase activity. Lineage: Eukaryota; Metazoa; Chordata; Aves; Psittaciformes; Psittacidae. The record is from RefSeq and is a predicted model, not a curated record. The transcript is spliced from 6 exons. Gene Ontology annotation, biological process: proteolysis. The annotation marks the transcript as partial.